AUCUUUUUGUUGUUGUUCUUUUAAUUGUCUGUUCGUUUUCCUUCUUCAGCCUCACAACCGUACUCGGAUUUCACCGUCGAUUUUCUCCACCACCAAAAAAAAGACCGGACGCAGGAUGACGUUGCGACUGGCAAUUCUACUCGUUGUGCUGAUGGGCGUUGUUCGCUUCGCUCAGGCACAAACGGCUUCGUGUUCGAACGCACCUGCGUUCACCGGAUCCAGUGCGGCGCGCGCAUAUACCGGAUCCAUCGGCCAGUAUAAUGCGCCGUGGGACAGACCUCAGAGCGCGGGCACCGGUGGCGCAAAAUGCUUGACUUGGCAGUAUACUCCCCUAACUGUAGGAACCAUCUACAUGACCACCUGCGGCUUGGCGUCUGACGAUACGAUCAUGAUGAUUUCGAGUGGCGGUUGUGUCAACAAUUUUGGCACGAAUCUCAACCAGAUGGCCGACGACAGCUGCAGCCUCCAAUCAACCCUGUCAUUCCCUGCCACUGCCGGCACACUCUACUACUUGCACUUGUGCAGGUACACUUCCUCUCGCACCGAUACAGGCUCCGCAGGACUGGCCAACGGGAAUGUCGUGUUUAAUUUCCAGUGCCCUGCUGGCAUGACGGAUCACGAUUCGUUGCUUGAGACAGCCUGUGUUGCCUGCGGCGCGGGCACGGACACUUCAACCGGAGCCAAGGCUGGACCCUGCACCAACUUUAACGUUCCUGCGGGCUCGUUUGAUCACGAUUCCAACUCUGCCACCGCGGCGAUCACUUGCCCUCCUGGAAACUAUGCGCCCGCAGCCGGCACGACGUGCACCACAUGCGGCACUGAAACAUGGGACCAUGAUUCGUCGUCUGCAACUGCCUGCACUUCUUGCACGUCCGCAUGCUCUGCUGGUACUUUCCAGUCCCAGGCGUGCACUCCCACGAGCAACCGCGCUUGCACUUCCUGUACUGCCGUCACCUCGUGCGCCGCCUCGAGCACAACAUGCACAUCGAGCACGGACUCGCGCUGCUCGACUUGCGCCGCGAACUUUUACAAAGUGGCGGGCGCCUCGAGCGACACGUGCCAGGGCUGCACUGCGGCCUGCACCACAGGAACUUUUGAAACAACCCCUUGCACGACGGCAAGCAACCGAGUGUGCACGGCGUGCCCAGCGAUCGCCAACUGUGGAGGCACGCUUUCGUGUUCGUCCAGCAGUACCUCUCGAUGCACUGCGUGUGCCAGCAACUUUUACUUGAUUGCUGGAACCGGAUCCACACCCGAUCGCUGUGCUCCUUGCUCGGGCAGCUGUGCUGUCGGUCAGUUCCAAAGCGCAGCGUGCGGCGCCGCAGCUGAUCGCGUCUGCACCACAUGCACGUCCGUUGCAAACUGUGUUGGACAAGUGACGUGCACGACAAGCGGCAACUCACAGUGCUCGGCGUGCGCAUCCGGCUAUUAUCGGACGACUGUUGGCGGUGCUGAUGUCUGCUCGCCAUGCGCCAGCACAUGUGCACUGGGCCAGUUUGAAUCGGUUGCUUGCACCACGUCGACCAACCGAGUUUGCACUUCGUGCACAUCGGUCUCAAACUGCGCAUCUCAGCAGACCUGCUACGGUGCUGGCAACACCCGCUGCUACACUUGUGCGACGGAUUUCUACUUGACUCUGCGCUCAGGAGUGUCUGAUGUUUGCACUGCGUGCGCGUCUUGCGGUGUGGGCAACUUUUCGCUGUCCCCAUGCAGUCCAUCCGUCGAUCGUGUUUGCGGAGUCUGCACUGCCAUUGGCAAUUGCAAUGUGCCGGUUUCCUGCACCUCGCCAAUCAACGGCCGCUGCUCUGCCUGCGCUUCGGAGCAUUACCUGGUGCCCGGCUCUUCUGACGUUGCUCUGCCAUCUCAAGACGCGUGUGCGGCGUGCGACACCUGCGAGGUUGGCACGUUUGAGUCGCAAGCGUGCACGCAUGCCACCAACCGAAACUGCACGCAAUGCACACCGAUUGAAAACUGCGCUCAAGUAUCGUGCACCGACACCACCGACUCUGUGUGCGUACAGUGCCCCGUCGGCACGUUCUACAAUACAACGAGCGCGACGUGUCACUCGUGUCUCGAGUGCGCCUCCAACGAGUUUGAGGUGGUUGCUUGCACCUAUCUGACCGACCGCACGUGCAGCGCUUGCACCAACGUGACGAACUGCGCUUCUGUGACUUGCACUUCUCUGGAUGACUCGAUUUGCGAGACUUGCAAGUCCACCACGUACAUUUCGCCAAACGCAACUGCGGGUGACGCCGAGCAAUGCUUGGCUUGCGCGGCUGUAGCCGACUGUGCUUAUGCGAACGUGGUGUGCACGAACGCGACGAACGCUCGUUGCAGCGUUGCAGCAGCGAGCUCGAUCGACAAGGCUGUCAUUAUUCCUGUGGUGGCUGUUGCUGGUGUGCUCCUGCUUGUCCUCAUCCUCGUGCUUGUUCUGGUUGCGCGCCGCCGCCGCCGCAAUGCCCGCAAGCCCGAGGCUGCUGUAUCAGCUCGGCGCACAACCUCUGACCGUGUGGACCUUCCCAUGUCCACGAUAGCCAUGCUGGCGAAUCCUCUUUCUGAUCAUGGGAGCGAAUCGGGCAUGUACAUGGAGGAAACCUAUUCUCCUAUGCACGUCAACGACGCAGGGCCCAGCGGGAACCCUGUUGCUUCCGCGAAAAUGGCGGAAUUUCUGGCUCAGGGCGAUAACAACUUGUACGAUUCGCUUGGCGGUGGCAAGUUUGGCUUUGCACCACACGGCGCAUCCGGGGAAGAGUUGUACGACGACAUCCGCCCCCCACCGCCGGCAGACCCGUUGUACACCAACUCAAACCACAACCUCGUUGAAGAGGAGCGCUCUCCCGACUAUGAAGCGCCGAGCUCCAGCUCCCCGGCUGGACGACUGUCUACCGCCGCCUCCUCCUCGGCUUACGAGGAUCCGCACGUCAAGCAGUCUGCUGAGGCUGGCGAGGCUUCCGCCGAGGGUGUUGUGUACUCGCAUGUCGUGCACGAGGCUUAGAGCUUGCUCUUUGUUUUGAUUGAAAUCCUGAGUUUUCCACUGUUCGUCCAAUGUAAAUGCUGUGUGUGUGUGAAUGAACGCGUUGUUUGAUUGAAAUUGAAUACAUUCUUUUGCCUG
Capsaspora owczarzaki ATCC 30864 is the source of this 3112-nucleotide messenger RNA. RefSeq lists its product as hypothetical. Lineage: Eukaryota; Filasterea; Ministeriida; Capsasporidae. The coding region runs from base 116 to 2995 and encodes 959 amino acids. The transcript has 2 exons. Gene Ontology annotation, molecular function: protein binding. The record is from RefSeq and is a predicted model, not a curated record.